Lycium ferocissimum is the source of this 2085-nucleotide messenger RNA. Its product is annotated as ABC transporter G family member 10-like. The transcript has a single exon. Gene Ontology annotation, cellular component: membrane. Lineage: Eukaryota; Viridiplantae; Streptophyta; Magnoliopsida; Solanales; Solanaceae. The record is from RefSeq and is a predicted model, not a curated record. Gene Ontology annotation, molecular function: ATP binding; ABC-type transporter activity; ATP hydrolysis activity. Bases 38 to 1870 code for a protein of 610 amino acids.
UUUCAACUUUCUAGGCUAUUUUUCUAUCUUUUUUCCAAUGGAAAUUUUACCUGUGAAGGCACUAAAUUCUGAUAGAUACAAAAUAGAAGCCAAAAAUCUUUCCUACAAAUUACCUCUAAAAUAUAAUGAGUUUAAAUGGGUAGGCAAAAAGUUGGCUACCAACAAGAAGACUAGUACUACUACUUACCUUCUAAGGAAUGUGAAUUGUGAAGCCAAACCAGGGGAAAUUACAGCAGUUGCUGGUCCAAGUGGAGCAGGCAAAACGACGUUGUUAGACAUUCUAGCAGGGAAUGUCAGUCCAUCAAGAGUUUCCGGCCAUGUUCUUGUCAAUGACAUGCCUAUGAAGCCUGCAAAUUUCAGAAGAAUAUCAGGCUAUGUCACACAAGAUGAGGCUCUUUUCCCUCUUCUCACUGUUGAAGAAACUUUGAUGUAUAGUGCAAGAUUCAGACUCCAUGAAGGUAACAAUAAGGCCAAAGAUAGAGUAUCGAAGCUGUUGAAUGAGCUUGGAUUGGACCAUGUUGGUAGUAUGAAAGUUGGUAGUGAAUCAAGCAGGACUAUUUCGGGUGGUGAAAAGCGUAGAGUGGCGAUUGGGGUUGAAUUAGUCCAUGAUCCAGCUGUCGUUCUGCUCGACGAACCAACUUCAGGUCUUGAUUCUGCUUCAGCUUUCCAUUUAAUGCAUCUGUUAAAAUCAAUGGCUAAGAAUCAAGGUAAGACAAUUAUACUAACCAUCCAUCAGCCUGGUUUUCGAAUUCUUGAACUGUUUGAUAAAGCUGUUUUGCUGUCAAAUGGAUUUGUCCUUCACAACGGAUCUUUACAUCUUCUUGAAGAGAAGCUUAGGUCCACUGGAAAUUUCAUUCCUCACCAUGUCAAUGUGCUUGAAUUUGCUAUUGAUAUAACAGAAAGCCUUGCAGAAAGCCUGAAUUCUCCUGGAGAAAGUGACAUUGAAAAAUGUGAAACAGAACAAGAAAGUGAUAAUUAUGUGCUUAUCAAAAACACCAAUAAGGAAGUUCUAUACUCCAAUUCUCCAUUAAAAGAGGUACUAAUUCUGAGCCAGAGAUUUAUCAGCAACAUUUUCAGGACUAAACAACUUUUCUUGGCUAAGGUAAUCCAAGCAUUACUUGUGGGGCUUAUUUUGGGAUCAAUAUUCUUCAAUGCUUAUACAAACACAAAGAACUUAGAGCUGCAAUCUCAAGUUGGAUUUUUCGCUUUUAGUCUCACAUUUUUGUUGUCAUCCAACACGGAAGCUCUACCGAUUUUCUUAGAAGAGAGGAGAAUUCUAAUGAGGGAAACAUCUAGAGGAGCAUACAGAAUUUACACUUACAAUAUAGCAAACACUGUAGUGUUUCUUCCUUUCCUUCUGAUUAUAGCUCUUCUCUAUGCUAUACCGGUUUAUUGGCUAGUCGGAUUGAAGUGCGAAUUCAGUGCAUUCGCGUACUAUACUCUAGUCUCAUGGAUGAUUUUCGCGAUGGGGAAUUCGUUCGUGGCAGCCUGUUCUGCACUAGUGCCAAAUUUCCUUCUAGGGAUGUCAUUUAUCGGUUGCCUAAUAGGUGCAUUUUUCCUGUUUUCGGGGUACUUUAUAUCGAAGGAGUCGAUCCCCGUGUUCUGGUUAUUUGUGCACUAUCUGAGUCUGUUUAAGUAUCCGUUUGAGUGUUUCUUGAUUAAUGAGUAUGGAGGAGACACUGGGAAAACGAAGUGCAUACAGAAAGUUGAUGGAAUGUGCUUAAUGUAUGGUGAACAGUUGUUAGCGCGAUAUGGUUUGGAGGAGUCACAGAAGUGGUUUAACAUAGCUAUUAUGUUAAGUUUCAUCUUUGGUUAUAGGUUUUUGUGUUUUCUGAUUCUCUGGUAUAGAUCCUGCAGAAACAAAUGUUGAAAAGAAUGACUAACAAAUUUUCUUUCAUCUAUGAAAAUCUAAGUACAUUAAUUUGUUUUUUAAGAGUUCUCCAUAUUGUUGCAACAUUUUCAGAUACUUUUCCCAUGCAAAAUUGUCCAAAUGAAACCUACAGUAUCCCUUUCCUUUCUCAAAUUCAAGAAGAGUUGUUUUCAACUCCAACUUGCUUAUCAGCCGCAAAAAAGAGAGCACAGAAA